Molecule: messenger RNA, 837 nt
Organism: Penicillium chermesinum
Lineage: Eukaryota; Fungi; Ascomycota; Eurotiomycetes; Eurotiales; Aspergillaceae
Product: dihydrofolate reductase
Exons: 1
Coding region: 1-837 (278 amino acids)
Biological process (GO): tetrahydrofolate biosynthetic process; folic acid metabolic process; dihydrofolate metabolic process
Cellular component (GO): mitochondrion
Molecular function (GO): dihydrofolate reductase activity; NADP binding
Source: RefSeq, a predicted model, not a curated record
AUGCCUUCAACAACCCCUCCGUCCCUCCCUCUCACCCUAAUUGUCGCUACGACCCCCGUCCGCGUCGCGCCCCCUACCGCAUUCGCCGAGCAUGAACCAAGCCGGACUACCGUACGCCUCGGCAUCGGGCUAAACGGGACACUGCCCUGGCCGCGCAUAAAAACCGACAUGAGCUUCUUCGCGCGUGUGACGUCCCGGCCCCCGGUCCCCGGUACCACGAACGCGAUCAUCAUGGGCCGCAAGACGUACUUCUCUGUGCCGAAGAGUCUGCGACCUCUCGGGAAGCGCAUUAGCGUAGUCGUUACGCGGGAUCAGAGCGGCUCGGUGCGCGAGACCGUCCUGGAGGAGCUUCUGGCUAAGAAGGGGAAGAUGGCCGCGAAGAAGGCGGAGGUGGAGGCGCAGGCGCCGGGCGAAGGAGAGAGGUUGGACGAGGAGCCGGUGACGGAUGCUCUUGUUACGCCAGGCUUAGAUGCUGCGGUUGCGGAGCUUGAGAAGGGUCAUGGCAAGGAGGGGAGUCUGGGGAAGAUCUAUGUUAUUGGUGGGGCGGAGAUAUAUGGUGCUACGUUGAGAUUGAAGGAUGAGGCUGGCUCGGCCUUGAGGGAUCGGCCGGUGAGAAUUGUUAUGACGCAUGUGGUGAAGAAGCCUGAGGCUACCGGGGUUGAAGAGCCAAUUGAGUGUGAUACUUUUUUCCCGGUGGAUGAGUUCAAGGAGGAGGAUGGGUGGAGGAGUGCGAGCCCUGAAGAGGUGUCGGACUGGGUUGGGGAGAAGGUUACUGGGGAAUGGAUCAGGGAGGGAGACUUUGAAGUUCAGAUGGUGGGAUAUGAACGGGCAAGAUAG